CGACCAGAAGCGGAAGUAGCUGAUCUGAGGUUCCUUUAGCCCAAGGCGUGCACCUAGGUGAGGUAGCCGCGGCCCUAGGUGCUUCAGCGGGGAAACUGAGGCGGAGGUGGAACCGGACGCUGAAGGGCGAGCCCCGAGGGGCGGGGCAGGGCGGGUGUAUAGGAGUUCGCUGGGCGGGAGGAAUGGCCCUGGCAAGGUCCGAGAGGUGAACGCCCCGUCAGCUCUCCUUCGCCUGUAGGGAUGGGCUCCAAGGCCAAGAAGCGUGUGGUACUGCCCACCCGCCCGGCGCCCCCCACGGUGGAGCAGAUCCUGGAGGAUGUGCGGGGGGCGUCCGCCGAGGACCCCGUCUUCAUCGCGCUGGCCUCAGAAGACUCUCCAGGACCCUCCGGGAUGGCUGAGAACCCUGAGGACCAGCGGGAGCAGCUCUACCAGCAGAGCCGGGCCUACGUCGCUGCCAACCAGCGGCUGCAGCAGGCGAGCAAUGAGCUAAGACAGAGGUGUGAGGACCUGCAGCGAGCCGGCCAGGAGCUAGAGCGGGACAUUGGCCAGUUGAAGCAGGUGGUUUUGCCGGGGGCUGCAGCUGCCUUCUUGGGUUGACCUGGUCCUGAAACUCGCCUGAGCACAUCGCCCCCCCUGGGCAGGGCCCCCCCGGGCAGAGCAUGCAUGGCCCACUGGAACAUUUUACCCUCCCCAUAAUACCUAGCCUGGCACACCUCAGACAUGAGCCUCUGUCCCAGAAGCAUAUUCCAGGCUCUCUGUUCCAUGGACUAGGGACCCCAGGAGACAGAGCCUGAUGGUGUGUGGCUUCAGCAGGGACAGUGCUGCCUCAGCUGCCUGCCUGAGGGUUGGGUCAGGCCUUGUGGAUGUUGCUCACCCCUAGGCUGCUCUCCUAUGACCCGAUUGCCGUCAGAAUGGCCUUGGUGUGAGGCCCCAGCACCCUUCCUACCCUCCCUUCCUCUGGCGACUCUGCUUCACUGACCCAUUAGACUGAAUCUGUCUCUGUCUGAACUACAGCGCCCCAGAGGUUACAGAAGAGGAUAGAGGUUCUUUGCCCUUCUUUCCCCCGGUAACCCUGGCCAUGUGAGGAGCAAUUGCCCAGCAGGGCCCAGAUCUGAAAUGGGGCCUCCAGUGGCCCCCAAGCACCCCAAUCUAAGGUGUGGGCGCUCCCCCAGGGCAGCACUUGUCUGUCUGGUUCACUGUCAGGGUGCAGGACCAACCUGUUGGCUGUGGGAUCUAUCAGAUGAGGGUGCUAGCCUGGGCUUCCAUGGUAAGACAAGCUGGUCAGUCACCCAUCCUGAGCCUUUAUCCGGCUGUUUCCAUCCUGGCAGACUAGGCCCAUCGUAGAUGUACCCACUGAGUCCCUGCUGAAAUCUCUGCUGCCACUGGCCACCUGGAUUGUGCCUCUGUGAGCCACUCCUUUGCAGGAGUCCCCAGGAACUCAGAGAAGCACUAGAACCCACAGGCAGGGCCCUGACAUGGAUGACCCCAGCAUCCCAGGAAGGGUUUCUCUUUCCCCUGAAGAAGGGGUACCUGCUUAAGCCUGACAGACCCCUGAAACCUUUAGGGGCACAGGCAUUCGGCAGUCAGGACAGUGGACAGCAAGGCUCCCUGUCCAAGGACCCUUGGCCUACCUGCUUAUGUCUCAAAGGUGCCCUGCUGUGCAUCCUCCAGAGGUCCGUGCUCUACCCCCCCCCCCCCCCCGCCCCAGGAUCAGGUGGAGACACUCUCGCUACCUUCCCCUGCACACUCGCUCAUCCUGAGUGCUUUCCCUGCACAAAUCCUGCAGCCUGGCUUUGCCUCCCAGGGCAGGCAACCUGGGUGGAAAACCCUCAAAAAGUCUUCCCUUCCUGAGUCCUCACCCAUUUGGAAACAGAACUGCAUGGAGUGUGAUUCAACAGCUCCAUUUAUUAAAGGUGCACAUAAGA
Molecule: messenger RNA, 1925 nt
Organism: Hipposideros armiger (great roundleaf bat)
Lineage: Eukaryota; Metazoa; Chordata; Mammalia; Chiroptera; Hipposideridae
Gene: CUNH19orf25
Product: chromosome unknown C19orf25 homolog
Exons: 2
Coding region: 241-597 (118 amino acids)
Source: RefSeq, a predicted model, not a curated record